UCAACGAGAAAUGUCAUAUAAACGCAAUGACGGUUCGUUUAGUGCAUUCGGAAAAAGUGAUUCUUCUGGGAGCAGCUGGUUGACGGCGUUCGUUCUCAAGUGUUUCGGUCAAGCAAAAGAUCUCAUUCAAAUUGACGAUUCCGUUAUGGUUAAAGCUAUAGUUUGGUUACUGAGAUACCAAAAUAGUGACGGAUCUUUUCAAGAACCAGGAAGAGUAAUUCACUAUCAAAUGCAGGGUGGGUCAUCUUCCGGGACAAGGAUGUCAGCAUUUAUUCUAAUUUCAUUAUUAGAAAACAGAAAUGUUUCAACUUCUCUGGGUACAGAUGUCACAAUGGCAAUAAGAAAGGCAUCGACCUACUUAGAAGCAAAGCUUAACUAUGUCAAAGAUUCAUACUCACUAGCGAUCAUUUGCUACGCUCUAGCAAGUGCCAAUAACGCUUCGAGAUCCACAUGUUACAAGAAGCUAAAGACAGCCGCCGUUUAUGAUGAUGACAAAACCUACUGGAAGGCUAACCAUAGAGUUAACAAAAGGGAAGUAGGUGAUCGUGCAUUGAGAAAUAGAGCACCAUCAAUGGAUGUAGAAGCAUCGUCCUAUGGUCUUCUAACUUACAUGAAACUUGGGUACUACGCAGAGGCUUUCCCUAUUGUAAAAUGGCUUGUGUCACAACGUAACCCGACUGGUGGUGAACGAUCUACUCAGGACACAGUUAUAUCGAUACAAGCGCUUGCCGAAUAUGCAACUAAUGUAGAGACUACACCAGGCCCGGAUUAUGGAGUAACAUUCGAAUUGUCUGAUGAUGGAAUUUUCAACCACGUGUAUUCUACAAAUUCUUCGACAUUCGAUUUCGUACACAGAUUCGAGGUACCUUCUGAUGUUGAAACAUUCACACUUCAAGUAACAGGGUCAGGUUCAGCAGUUAUCGAUAUAAGUACAUCAUAUUAUGUGGCUGGCCAUGAAGACGAUGAUGACAUCAAUGUAAAAGCAACAGUGACAAAAGAGUCGAUAAAUACUGUCACAAUUGAAUCCUGCCUAGGAUGGACUGGAAGUGACAAAAGUGGCAUGUUACUCAUGGAGGUGGAGAUGCCAACAGGAUUUCAGCCUGAUGAAGGUUUUUGAACAGUCAGAAUUUAAUCAUGAAACAUGAAACAAAUGGACGAAAUAUUGCCCUAUAUUUCAAUGGUGUUUAUUCAGGUAAAGACAUUUGCGUUGAUGUGAAAAUGGACCGUGUUGACCCAGUUGUCAAGAGUCAAGCCUGUCAUGUGAAAGCAUACGACUACUAUGAUCCAGUCCAUCAAGCAAUAACUAGAUAUGAGUUUGGAUUGCUGAAGGAACCCAACAUUUGUAACAUUUGUCCUUUGUGUGGAUUCUGUUUGAUACAAGAACCGACCGAAGUAGGCCGUUAAGCCGACAGAACUACAUACAUUACAUUUUCAAAUGUAAAUGACCUAACUGUGCCGUAUAAUAUUUAAUCAGUGUAUAUAAAUUGUGUGUAAUUCUCUUACAAUCUAAAGGUAAUUUGAAUCAAUUAUAUAUGACAUUUGUUUCUCAGAAGUUCAACAUAAACGUUCGUUUGAAUAAUUGACAUUUAUUUCCUAAGCCAUCCAUAACCUUUGUUCUGUCUUCUGUAUUCAUUUAAGGUCUCUUUUUGUCCUAACAUUUUUACAGAAGGUCUUUAAAAUUUCACAUUUAUAUAAAUAAAUCAAUAACAAUUAAAUUCUCGUUUACAUUAAUGCUGCAAUUCUAAUGAGUGAGGAAAUUGUUGUUAAUUAUAUAUUAAUAUAGACGAUAUAUAUCAAACUAAUAUUAACACUACGGAAUAUAUAGAAGCAGAUGCCAAUUAAUUACAUAUUUUAAUAAAAGUUCCGAGUAAAUGAAAUUAAACGCAUACAUUUUGUAUAAGAAGUUAACAUUUAAAGUUUUAGGCCAAUAUAU
This is a messenger RNA of Ruditapes philippinarum (Manila clam), 1933 nucleotides long. RefSeq names its product CD109 antigen-like. The record is from RefSeq and is a predicted model, not a curated record. Bases 11 to 1117 code for a protein of 368 amino acids. NCBI's taxonomy places the organism in Eukaryota, Metazoa, Mollusca, Bivalvia, Venerida, Veneridae. Gene Ontology annotation, cellular component: extracellular region. The transcript is spliced from 12 exons.